CAUACGCGCGGGCACGUCAUCAUAGACGCUGGAAUCACAGCCUUUGCUUUCUAUAGUAGUGGUGCUCUACAGCGAAUAAAACAGGCUACAAGCAAGGACGGACACCUAUCAGAAACGCGAGCAGCGGUUUGUGGCACAGCUCUGUCGCGGGCAACUGAUCGCUUUAAAUCAUGCUGUAGUGACUGAAGAGAGGCUAGUACAAUCAAUGGAUUGGCUUUGAAAUCGUUCACAAUUUAUUGGAAAGGAGUGUGUGAGACGGGGGGAGAGGGAACGCGCGAGAGAGGAGAGAGGAGAGAGGAGAGAGAGAGGUGGAAAUAAAGAUUAUUUCAACGAUGGAACUUACAAUGGAAAACAUUGGAAAUCUGCACGGCGUAUCUCACUCUCAUCAAACGGGUGACUUAAUGAACUCUCCGCACCACGCACGGCAGUCCUUGGCGUCGCAUCGGAACUUGGUGUCACACGGACGUUCAGCCAUGGUGUCCAGUAUGGCCUCAAUAUUAGAUGGAUCUGGGGAGUAUCGCACAGACCAUGCAUUGUCCGGUCCCUUGCACCCCGCAAUGACCAUGUCCUGCGACUCCGGGAUGACCAUGAGUAGCACUUACACUACGCUGACGCCGCUGCAGCACCUGCCUCCCAUAUCCACCGUCUCGGAGAAAUUUCACCACCAUCCCCACCCGCACGCCCACCACCACCCGGCGCACCAGCGACUCGCCGCCGGCAACGUCAGUGGCAGCUUCACCCUGAUGCGGGACGACAGGAGCCUUGCCUCAAUGGGCAAUCUCUAUGGCCACUACCCUAAGGACAUGUCCGGCAUGUGCCAGUCGCUGUCCCCUCUCUCCAACGGCCUCGGGUCUUUGCACAACUCUCAGCAGACUCUUUGCGCUUAUGGUCCUGGCGCCCACCUCUCCAACGACAAAAUGCUCUCGUCCGGAGGCUUCGAGUCUCACGCAGCGAUGCUGUCCCGGAGCGAGGACCACAUGAGCCGGGGAUUGGGGGGGCACGGGGCCGGGAUCAUGUCAUCCCUGAACGGUAUGCCCCAUCACAGCCAUCCGCACUCUCAGGCUAACGGGUCCAUGCUCUCUGAUCGGGAGAGGCAGACGGCGGGGGGCGGGCAGGGAGGUGGUUCGGGGCAGGUGGAAGAAAUAAACACCAAGGAGGUGGCACAGCGAAUAACGGCGGAACUCAAGCGCUACAGCAUUCCACAGGCCAUCUUCGCCCAGCGGAUCUUGUGUCGGUCCCAGGGAACCCUGUCUGACCUGCUGAGGAACCCUAAACCCUGGACUAAACUCAAGUCUGGCCGGGAAACCUUCCGGAGGAUGUGGAAGUGGCUGCAGGAACCGGAGUUCCAGAGAAUGUCGGCGCUCAGACUAGCAGCCUGCAAGCGCAAGGAGCAGGAGCAUCACAAAGACCGCAACAUGGUGCCCAAAAAGCAGCGGCUGGUCUUCACGGACCUGCAGCGCCGCACACUCAUCGCCAUCUUCAAGGAGAACAAGCGCCCGUCCAAGGAGAUGCAGAUCACCAUCUCCCAGCAGCUGGGCCUGGAGCUCAACACUGUCAGCAACUUCUUCAUGAAUGCCCGGCGCCGCUGCGUGGACCGCUGGCACGACGAGCACAGCAUCAGCCCCGGCCAGCCGGGCACCUCGGCCACCACUUUCUCCAAGGCCUGAGACGCCCGGGGGGAGCCACGGGGUGGCAUGGGGAUGGGGAGGUGGUACCUCCUGUAUCCCACUU
Messenger RNA from Salvelinus fontinalis (brook trout), 1731 nucleotides. RefSeq names its product hepatocyte nuclear factor 6-like. Gene Ontology annotation, cellular component: nucleus. The coding region runs from base 333 to 1667 and encodes 444 amino acids. NCBI's taxonomy places the organism in Eukaryota, Metazoa, Chordata, Actinopteri, Salmoniformes, Salmonidae. Gene Ontology annotation, molecular function: RNA polymerase II cis-regulatory region sequence-specific DNA binding; DNA-binding transcription factor activity, RNA polymerase II-specific. Gene Ontology annotation, biological process: regulation of transcription by RNA polymerase II. The transcript has 2 exons. The record is from RefSeq and is a predicted model, not a curated record.